UUUCCAAAUUUGGUUGGCGAUGAAAGCGAAAGUGAUGCGGAGAAUCGUUUCAAUACAUUCGAUCCGCUAAUUAAAAUUAGAUGUUCGUCGCAGUUGAAAUUUUUUUUAUGUUCAGUAUAUUUCCCGAUGUGCACUGAUAAGGUGCCAAUCGCUAUUGGUCCAUGCCGACCGCUAUGUGAACGAGUUCAAAUGAAAUGUGAACCGCUUCUUAAAGAAUUCGGAUUUCCGUGGCCACCUUCAAUGAAUUGUUCAAAAUUCCCGCUAGAAAAUAAUCAUGAUGCGAUGUGCAUGAAAGGACCAACUUCUGAUGAAGAAAUUCCAAUUGCAAAUGAAGAACCAGAAUAUGAACAAGUUGAGAAUAAUAUUCCAAGUACCACUAUGAGAUGCACCCAACCAAAUACUAUAUAUAUGAAUCGCACUGGUCACUGCGUACCGCUAUGCCAAUCAAAUCAUGGAUAUACGACAGAGGAUCGAGAAAGUGCAAGUGCAGCGUUAUUUAUAAUGUCGUUAAUUUGUAUAGCACUAACAUCAGUUUGCCUCCUGACGUUUUGCACUCGACGAAAUUGUUUAACUGCACUUCCAGAACUCUCAUUAUUUUUUUCCUCGCUAUCGUUUUGUAUUUCUGCUAUUAUUUACCUAUUUUCGCUACUUUAUAGAAAUCAAAUUUCUUGUAUGGUUUACACAUCAAAGAGUGUAUUCGUUGUAUCCGGCAUGCAACAUAUACCAUGUACAACAGUCGCCAUAUUACUCUAUUAUUUUGGUACCACUGGUAGACUUUGGUGGUUUUUUUUAUGUUGCACAUGGAAUAAACAUGCGCAAAGAAAUCAACAACACUUAGAUGCUUUAGUGUUAAGAUCGCAUGUAUUAGCAUGGGGUAUACCAUUAGGCGCCGUAAUGUUAGCAUUGAUGGCGCAAUCGAUCUAUGCAGAUCCGUUAUCAGGAAUAUGUUUAGUAGGUGGUGGAAAUCGAGUAAUUGAAGUAGUAUUUAUUUCACUUCGAGAACUCAUUUUGCUGCUUUGCUGCCUUGUUCCAUUAUUUUUUGGAUGCUUAACACUUAUAGGAUCAGCACCAGCAAAUGAUCAUUCAGUGGCAUCUUCCGGUCUUCUAGGAAGUAUUUAUCCAAUGGCAGCUUCAUUCUUAUUGCUCAGUUCAUUGCAAUACCUUCUUUCGCCUAAUAUUAGUGGCUGGAAUACCGUUACUGCUGUCAAAUUGCUAGCAGAUCCUCUUUUAGGAGUUCUUUCAUCAGCCGGAUGUCUUAUUCAAAUUCUUUUCAAUAUAUUCAAAGCAAAUCGGUCACCUCUUCUAGGCAAAUACGGAUAUCAACCAGCGGUGCCUCAAAUACCUCAACCACCAAUCCCUGUUUCAGCUUACUCAGUGGCACGAUAUCAAGAACAACGACCAUUUUGUUAA
Molecule: messenger RNA, 1410 nt
Organism: Dracunculus medinensis (Guinea worm)
Lineage: Eukaryota; Metazoa; Nematoda; Chromadorea; Rhabditida; Dracunculidae
Source: the annotation of a GenBank genome assembly